CAGCGGCCCCAUGUUGGAUCAGCCUCUCGAGUCUCUCCUUCACCGAUCGAAGUGCUUCGCUUCUCUUCUCUUGUUCUUCCGCGCGGGUUGUGCGCGAACAAAAGGCUUCCACCAGGUUCUGCUUAGCGGAGGGCACACAUUUUAAGGAUGUAGUCGCAACCCUCAACUAACAUAUGUCGUGUUGUAAACCGCGGCAUCGGGGAAAUGUGGAACGCGGGCUGAAGAAGAAAUAACUGGGGUCCGUUAACGCCACACUGACAUAAUGUUCACAGUCACCGAGUUUGCCUCCUUGAAUGACGUCCAUCCAACAUACCGCAUCUUGAAGCCAUGGUGGGAUGUCUUCAUGGACUACCUGAGCCUGGUCAUGCUGAUGUUGGCACUAUUCGCCAUGACUAUGCAGAUCACCAAGGACCAGGUAGCUUGCCUUCCUUUCAUGGAGGAAUCACAGGAGAACUCUGGAAAUUACUCCUACCCCACACAUACUGCGCAGGAAGUAGCUGCUGCGAUGGCUAAGGGAGGCGAGAAAUGCACUAAUCAGCAUCAAGCACCGGGAAUCAAGACAAAUUUGGACUUUCAGCAGUAUGUGUUUAUCAACCAAAUGUGUUAUCACCUUGUCUUGCCCUGGUAUUCCAAAUUCUUCCCCUACCUCAUCCUGAUCAACACUGUUAUCCUUAUGGUUAGCAGCAAUUUCUGGUUCAAAUUUCCCAAGACGAGCUCUAAAAUAGAACACUUUGUUUCCAUUCUGUGUCGAUGUUUCGAGUCUCCUUGGACUACUAAGGCGGUGUCUGAAACGGCCUGCGAAGACUCUGAGGAGAACAAGCAGAGGUUGAGCGGUACCUCUUUUGCACUUAAGAAGGUGUCUUUAGAGGGGAAGGAGGAAGGUUCCAGUUCCACCUUAACCUCCCCUAUGCUUGAAGGUGUGGUCUCUGCAGAUAUGCCCAUUGCCGAAGCACCGACGGCCAGUAUGCCCAUAUUGGAUAAAAAGGACGGGGAGCAGGCCAAAGCCCUGUUUGAGAAAGUGCGGAAGUUCCGAGCUCACGUGGAGGACAACGAUUUCAUCUACAGGUUUUACGCAGCUCAGACCAUUUUCAAAACGGCCACAUUUAUUUCAAUGCUCUCCUACACCUCGAGCUUUUUGGUUAAAAUUAAUUUUAUACACAUCUGUGAGACUGAUGUCAAAGCGUUGGUAGGGUAUGGGAAGUUCUUUUGUACGCAUAACAUGGCUUUCAUGUUGGACAAGGUGCUUAUUUGCUACAUAGCUCUGAUGAUAAUGUAUGGGAUGGUAUGUCUUUACUCCCUCUUUUGGGUAUUUCGAGGACCUUUGAAGGAGUAUUCCUUUGAGAAAGUCAGAGAAGAGAGUAGCUUUAGUGACAUUCCAGAUGUCAAAAAUGACUUUGCAUUCCUCUUACACAUGGUUGACCAAUACGACCAACUAUAUUCCAAGCGCUUUGGUGUCUUCCUGUCUGAGGUGAGCGAGAACAAGCUAAGGGAGAUUAGCCUCAAUCACGAGUGGAACUUCAAAAAAGCGAGGAAGUGCGUGACCCGUAAUGCACAAGACCAGCAGGAGCUGCACCUUAAGAAUCUCUUUGGUCUACCAAACGUGGUCUUCGACCUCACCGACUUGGAGGUGCUCAAGCUAGAGAAGAUUCCCGAGGUCAGAUUUACUGCUAACGUCUCUCAGAUGACCAGUCUGAGGGAGCUGCACCUCUACGAGUGUCCCGCCAAAGUGGAGCAGACGGGUUUUGCCUUCCUCCGCGACCAUCUCCACAGCCUUCACAUCAGUUUUACUGAUGUUGCCGAGAUCCCGACGUGGGUCUUCUUGCUGAGGAAUUUGCGAGAGCUUUACAUCAUCGGGAAUUUGAGCUCUGAAAAUAACAGGAUGGUCGGUCUGGAAUCCAUGAGGGACUUGCGGCAUUUAAAGACAUUAUACCUGAAGAGCAACCUCCCAAAAUUGCCCACCAACAUCACAGACGUGUCGCACCACCUGGUUAGAUUAGUGGUGCACAACGACGGCACAAAACUAUUCGGACUGAAUACUCUGAAAAAAAUGACCAACCUCAUCGUCCUGGAAUUUCACAGUUGUGAGCUGGAGAAGAUUCCUCACGCUAUUUUCAGCUUGCUCAACCUGCAGGAGCUUGAUCUGAAGUCCAACAACAUCCGGACCAUAGAGGAGAUCGUCAGCUUCCAGCACCUCAAGAGGCUGACGUGUCUCAAAUUGUGGUACAACCAAAUCACAGCAAUCCCCUCCUCCAUUGUCCAGGGCAAGUCUCUGGAGGCUCUCCACCUCUCACACAAUAAACUGGUGUCCCUGCCACCGGCAUUGUUCAGACUACCUAAACUACAAUACUUGGAUGUGGCCCACAACUUAAUCCAGGUGCUCCCGCCGGAUGUGGGUAUCCUGCUAGACCUGCUGCACCUGGACAUCACUUCCAAUAAGCUGGAGACGUUGCCCAAGAAUCUGUUCAAGUGCACCAAGCUGAGGGUGCUGUGCUUGGGCCACAACGAGCUUAGGGAACUGUCAGAGGCUGUGGGCGACCUGGUUCAGCUCAAUCAUCUGGAGCUGAAGGGCAACAGUCUGGAAAGGCUGCCUGCACAGCUUGGCAACUGCCGCCGGCUGCUCAGGAAUGAGUUCCUAGUGGAGGAUCACCUCUACAUGACGCUGCCUGUGGAAGUCAAGGAAAGCAUUAGCCGAGACAGCGCUAUGGCCAGUACAAGUGUCUUAUAGCAGGGGUUCUCAAACUUUUUGGGUCCGGGGAGAUUUUUUCCCAAUGCCUUCAUAAUCCUUGCGCCAAUUAAAAAUAACCACCUUGUGUACAGUGAACGCCCACUAUAUGAUUACGAAAAUUUGCGAGUAAUUGAAUCAAAAGUACCAAGAUGGUGGCAACGCAACUUAUUUCUAUUUGACAAGACUAUAGACCAACUAAAUGAAGCUCCUCCCCAUCACUUUAACAGAGUCCCUUGUUCCAAAGAUGUCACAAGAUGGCGCUAAAGCAAUAUUUUUCAUAUUGGAUAUGAGUUUGGAGGAUAGGUUCCUCCAAAAACAUCGAGAAAGCCGAACUCACUUUAUCCCUAAAUGACACUGGAAUUAAAAAGUUGCCUAUUUUCGAGAAAAUACAGUCCCCUCAAAAGUAUUGGAAAUGACAAGGUCAAUUCCUUUGUUUUGUAUGUAUACUGAAGACAUUUGGGUAUCAGAUCAAAAGAUGAAGAUGAGACAGACGUUAAGAAUUCCAGCUUUUAUUUUGUAUUUACAGCUAGAUGUGUUAAACAACUCAGGAACGGGCACCUUUUGUUGAAGUCUUUAUCAUCAAUAAAGACUAGUGAGCCUGUUCCAGAAGCAGCCAUGCAACCCCAAGCCAUGACAUAACCGCCACCAUGCUUCACAGACGAGCUUGUGUGUUUUGGCUCAUCAGCAGAUCCUUUCUUUCGCCAUACUUUGGUCUUUCCAUCACUUUGGUAGAGGUUACUCUUGGUCUCAUCAGUCCAUAAAACUUCCAAAACCUUUGUGCCUCAUCUCUGUACUUCUUUGCAAAAUCCAAUCUGGCCUUCUGAUUCUUUUUGUUGAUGAGUGGUUUGCAUCUUGUGGUAUGCCCUGUAAAUUUAUUUUCUCAGUCUUCUUCGAACAGUGGAUUGUGAUACCUUUACCCCUGCCCUGUGGAGGUUGGCAGUGCUGUCACUGACUGCUGUCUUUGGGUGUUUCUUUACAGCUCUCACAAUGUUUCUGUCAUCAACUGCUGUUGAUACCCUUGGCCAACCUGUUCGGUGUCUGUUGCUCAGUACAGCAGUAGUUUCUUGCUUUUUCAGGACAUUCCAAAUUGUUGUAUUGCCGAUGCCCUCUGAUCGAUUUUCUUCUCUCAGCUUCAAAAUGGUUGGCUUUUCUCCUACAGACAACUCUCUGGUCAUCAUGUUUGCUUAACAACAAAUUCAGUUUUCACAGGUGAAACCCAAAGCCAAAAACAAGCACUAAUGUCUAAGUAAUCAGUCUAAAAGGCAACACCUGAGCAACGAGAAACACCCACCAGUCACGUUCCAAUACUUUUGCUCACUUGAAAAGUGAGUGGUUUCAAACAUAAGGUGCUCUGUCCUGAGUUGUUUAACACACCUAGAUGUAAACACCAUGAAAUAAAAGCUAGAAUUUUAAACUUUUGUCUCAUAUUCAUCUUUUGAUCUAAAACCCAAAUGUCUUCACUAGGAAUUGACCUUGCUGUUCCAAUACUUUUGGAGGGGACAGUAAAUCUUAAUGUUAUGAUAACAAAUUCAGAUUUUUCAGAGCAACAAAAGUUGUAAUCUCUAGAAAAAAAGUCAUUAUCUUUACAAGAGUAAAGAUGUAUUUUUGUCGUGAUAAAAAGUCGAAGGGGUAUGUUCGGAAUUACUACCUAUCCAUGACAGUCAACACCCGUAUAUUCGCAGUUUGGGAUUUGCAAAUUCACAUAUUCGCAGAUUUGUUUUUGUGCUCAGGCUAAAGGAAUAAAAAUAUUGCUUCGUUGCCAUUUUGUGGCAUCUUGGUGGGAAACAAUUCUGUUGAAAUAAGUUGAGGCGCUACAUGUUGACGUAAGUAGUGCUCACCAUUUUUAUAAGUGCUUUUUUGUAUUGUUUCAGUUAUGGAUCAUUGACCAGCUGACUUUGAUACAGUAUGCUACGUUUUAAAUGUGCAACAGCAAUGAUGUAAUUAACAGCGCGCAUGAGUAGUGCGCCAAAACAUUUUUUUCAUUUUACUAAUGAGUGACCUAUAUUGCGUACUACAACCCCAAUUCCAAUCAAGUUGGGACAUUGUGUUAAACAUAAAUAAAAACAGAAUACAAUGAUUUGCAAAUCAUGUUCAACCUAUAUUUAAUUGAAUACACCACAAAGACACUAUUUUUAAUUAUCAAACUGAUAAACUUUGUUUUUAGCAAAUAAUAAUUAACUUAGAAUUUCAUGGUUGCAACAGGUUCCAAAAAAGCUUGGACAUGUGGCAAAAAAGACUGAGAAAGUUGAGGAAUGCUCAAUAAACAUCUGUUUUGAACAUCCCACAGGUGAACAGGCUAAUUGGGAACAGGUAGGGUGCAAUGAUUGGGUAUAAAAGGAGCUUCCCUGAAUUGCUCAGUCAUUCACACGCAAAAGUGGGGCGAGGUUCACCUCUUUGUGAACAAGUGCGUGAGAAAAUAGUCAAACAGUUUAAGGACAAUGUUCCUCAACGUACAAUUGCGAGGAAUUUAAGGAUUUAAUCAUCUAUGGUCCAUAAUAUCAUCAAAAGGUCAGAGAAUCUGGAGAAAUCACUGCAUGUAAGCGGCAAGGCCGAAAACCAACAUUGAAUGCCCGUGACCUUCGAUCCCUCAGGCAGCACUGCAUCAAAAACUGACAUCAAUGUCUAGAGGAUAUCGCCACAUGGGCUCAGGAACACUUCAGAAAACCAAUGCCAGUAAAUACAGUUCGGCGCUACAGCCGUAAGUGCAACUUGAAACUCAACUAUGCAAAGCAAAAGUCGUUUAUCAACAACACCCAGAAACGCUGCCGGCUUCUCUGCGCCCGAGCUUAUUUAAGAUGGACUGACGCAAAGUUUAAAAGUGUUCUGUGGUCCGACGAGUCCACAUUUAAAAUUGGUUUUGGAAAUUGUGGACGUCGUGUCCUUCGGGCCAAAGAACCAUCCGGACUGUUAUGGACGCAAAGUUGAAAAGCCAGCAUCUGUGAUGGUAUGGGCCUGUGUUAGUGCCAAUGGCAUGGGUAACUUACACAUCUGUGAAGGCACCAUUAAUGCUGAAAAGGUACACACAGGUUUUGGAGAAACAUAUGCUGCCAUCCAAGCAACGUCUUUUUCAUGGACGCCCCCGCUUAUUUCAGCAAGAAAAUGCCAAACCACAUUAUGCACGUGUUACAACAGCGUGGCUUCGUAGUAAAAGUGCGGGUACGAGACAGGCCUGCCUGCAGUCCAGACCUGUCUCCCAUUGAAAGUGAGUGGUGCAUUAUGAAGCGUAAAAUACGACAACGGAGACCCCGGACUGUAGAACAGCUGAAGCUGUACAUCAAGCAAGAAUGGGAAAGAAUUGCAUCGACAAAGCUUCAACAAUUAGUGUCCUCAGUUCCCAAACGUUUAUUGAAUGUUGUUAAAAGAAAAGGUGAUGUAACACAGUGGUAAACAUGUCCCAGUCCCAGCUUUUUUGGAACGUGUUGCAACCAUAAAAUUCCAAGUUAAUGAUUAUUUGCUAAAAACAAUAAAGUUUAUCAGUUUGAACAUUAAAUAUUUUGUCUUUGUAGUGUAUUCAAUUAAAUAUAGGUUGAACAUGAUUUGCAAAUCAUUGUAUUAUGUUCUUAUUGAUGUUUAACACAACGUCCCAACUUCAUUGGAAUUGGGGUUUUAUAUAAAAAUCCCUAUAGAGUGAAUACAGAGUAGGGAAAACUGAAUGAUUCUGAAGACAGACAGAAGAAUAAAGUAAAUAUUUUCCAAAAAAGGAAGUUAUAAUUUAACAAGUGAAUUUAAAAAAUACACCUUUGAUUCAGGAAAUGAUGCCUUUAUUCUCUAAAAAAUAGCACUAUAUUUUUUGAAAAAAUAUCCCUUUUCUUGAAAAAAAAAAUGCAAUUCCUGUAAUAUCCAUCCAUCCAUUUUCUGAGCCGCUUCUCCUCACUCGGGUCGCGGGCGUGCUGGAGGUGGGAGGAAACCUGAGUGCCCGGAGAAAACCCACGCAGGCACGGGGAGAACAUGCAAACUCCACACAGGCGGGGCCGGGGAUUGAACCCGGGUCCUCAGAACUGUGAGGCUGACCCUCUAACCAGUCGCUCACCGUACCGCCAUUCCUGUAAUAAUAAUGACUUAAAAAAAAAUAAAAAAAACUUUAUUCAUGCAGUUAUGUCAGAUCCAUGUCACAAUCACAUCAGAACUUUUAAUUGGCCCAAAGCUCAAGUAGGCAGAAGUAAUUAGUUUUUUAUGUUUGUUUUCUUGGCACUCCCCAUAUUUAGGUAUGCACUUACUAAUACAAUAAUUUAUUUCCAAUUAUUUUUCGGACCCCUAAGCUAUGGCUCACGGACCCAGGUUGAGAACAAUUGUCUGAUAGCACCAAACACCAAGGGCUGGGCAAUUAAUGCAAUUUCAUAACGUUAAUGGCUUGUCUUAGUUGCUCAAUGUUUGUAAAACAGAAUGAAUGUACCUCUCAUUUAAUUAAACUUUUUUUAAUUUUAAGCAUUUCAUAGUUUGUAACCAUGAUGUUAGCUUAAAAGCUUGGUUUGUGUGUGUGUGUGGACCUGUAUUUUAGCCUCUCAGGAACAAUUACAAUCAUGGAUGAAAAUCUAUUUGGGGGGAUUUUUUUUUCUUCACAGAGGGCCAAAAUAAACACUUUCUCUUGUCCAUAAAAUGUUUGUUAUGCUCAAUACUUGAAUAGAUUCUGCUCCUUUUUUCAUUUCCAUGGUUCAAAAUAUUAGUAGUGUGUGUUGAUCAAUGUCAUAAAUAAAAUAGCAAUUCCAGAAAUGAGUAAAUCACUAGAUAUUAACUUUAAUCACUGUUAUUGAUGUAUGGAAUUCACUUGCAUAAAGAAAUCUGAAUGUUCUCUCUUGCCGUUUUGCUAGACUGUUAGGACCUUAGUUUUUUUCUUGUUCUAAAAUGUAAACAUUCACGUGUUUUCAACUUCAACUAAUUAUUCUACAUUGACGACAAAGCUGUCUGACUUCAUCCCACCCAUGUAUUUUUGUAUACUGUACGUCAACGUAUUCGUCGUCAGAGUUGCUGUAUCACCUCAGUGUCCUAUGCUCAAAGUUCACAGCUUUUAUGACUCAAUAAAACAUUUGUAAGACAUA
Molecule: messenger RNA, 7761 nt
Organism: Phyllopteryx taeniolatus (common seadragon)
Lineage: Eukaryota; Metazoa; Chordata; Actinopteri; Syngnathiformes; Syngnathidae
Gene: lrrc8da
Product: leucine rich repeat containing 8 VRAC subunit Da
Exons: 2
Coding region: 263-2725 (820 amino acids)
Molecular function (GO): protein binding
Source: RefSeq, a predicted model, not a curated record